Molecule: messenger RNA, 2872 nt
Organism: Botrytis sinoallii
Lineage: Eukaryota; Fungi; Ascomycota; Leotiomycetes; Helotiales; Sclerotiniaceae
Exons: 3
Coding region: 1-2412 (803 amino acids)
Biological process (GO): RNA catabolic process; maturation of 5.8S rRNA
Cellular component (GO): nucleus
Molecular function (GO): ATP binding; RNA helicase activity; RNA binding
Source: RefSeq, a predicted model, not a curated record
AUGCGUGAAGUCGCAUGGGUUGUCUUUGAUGAAAUUCAUUAUAUGAGAGAUAAAUCCAGAGGUGUGGUUUGGGAAGAAACGAUCAUCUUGUUACCAGACAAGGUCAGAUAUGUCUUUUUGUCUGCGACUAUUCCCAAUGCUAUGCAAUUUGCUGAAUGGAUCACGAAAACUCACAACCAGCCAUGUCACAUUGUUUACACCGAUUUCCGACCUACCCCUCUACAACACUACUUCUUCCCAGCUGGUGCAGAUGGUAUACAUUUGAUUGUUGAUGAGAAGGGAAACUUCAGGGAGGAUAACUUUUCAAAGGCCAUGGCAACAAUAGAGGAUAAGAAAGGGGCUGAUCCAGCAGACAUCAACGCGAAACAGAAGGGACGUGGCAAAGACAAGAAGACCAAUAAGGGUGCCAACAAGGAAGGUUCUGAUAUUUACAAGAUUGUCAGAAUGAUCAUGUUGAAGCAUUACAAUCCUGUUAUUGUUUUCAGUUUCAGUAAAAGAGAGUGCGAGGCAUAUGCAUUACAGAUGAGCUCCAUGGCUUUUAACGAUCAAUCCGAAAAAGACAUGGUUUCAAAGGUCUUCGAGAGUGCAAUCGAGUCUCUCUCGGAAGAGGAUAGGACCCUACCGCAAAUUCAACACAUCUUGCCAUUGUUGAGACGUGGUAUCGGUGUGCAUCAUUCUGGACUUCUUCCUAUUCUCAAGGAAACCAUCGAAAUCUUGUUCCAGGAAAAUUUGAUCAAGGUUCUUUUUGCUACAGAAACUUUCUCCAUUGGUCUGAAUAUGCCUGCCAAGACUGUAGUAUUCACUAGCGUUGAGAAGUUUGAUGGUGAGAAGAUGCGAUACCUGACGCCAUCUGAGUUCGUGCAAAUGUCAGGUCGUGCCGGUCGUCGUGGUCUUGAUGAUAGAGGUAUUGUCAUUAUGAUGAUCAACGACAAAAUGGAGCCAGAGAGUGCCAAGACAAUUGUACGUGGAGAGCAGGACAAGCUCAAUUCAGCUUUCUACCUUGGUUAUAACAUGAUUCUUAACUUGAUGCGUCUGGAAGGAAUCUCACCAGAAUUUAUGUUGGAACAUUGUUUCUACCAAUUCCAGAACACUUCGAGUGUUACUGGUCUCGAAAAGGAACUUCAAGACUUGCAAAUUGCGAGGGAUGAAGUUCAAAUUCCAGAUGAGGCAUCAAUUAAGGAUUACUUCGAUCUUCGACAACAGCUUACCACAUAUACCAAGGACAUGCGUGAUGUUAUUAAUCACCCUAACUACUGUCUUCAAUUCAUGCAACCAGGACGGGUUGUUCACAUCAAACAUCAAGAUCAUGAUUUCGGCUGGGGAGCAGUUGUGAAGUUUACAGCAAGACGACCUCCUAAAGGACCUGCUCAAGAAUUUCCUCCACAACAAGCAUUCAUCCUUGAUGUGCUUCUGCAAGUUUCUUCGGACAGUACAGUUACUACACAAACACAAAACGACCUACCGUUAGGCAUCACACCACCUGGUGCAGGCGACAAAGGCAAGAUGGAAAUUGUUCCUGUACUUUUAUCAUGUGUUGAAGCCAUUGGACAUGUCCGUAUAUUCCUUCCGAAGGAUCUUCACCCAGCCAAUGAACGAAAUCAAGUACGCAAGUCUCUCGAGGAAGUCAAACGUCGUUUCCCAGAUGGUAUCGCAGUGCUUGACCCAAUCGAGAAUAUGGGCAUUACAGAUGAUUCCUUCAAGAGACUUCUUCGCAAGAUUGAAGUUCUUGAAUCUCGUCUACUCUCCAACCCCCUCCACAACUCACCCCGUCUUCCAGAUCUCUAUAAUCAAUAUGCUGGUAAACUCGAAUUUACCAAACAAAUCAAAGAGAAGCGCAAGGCCAUUGCUUCCGCAUUGAGCAUCAUGCAACUCGAUGAGCUUAAGUCACGCAAACGUGUUCUACGUCGUCUCGGCUUCAUCAACGAACAAGAAGUCGUCGAACUAAAGGCUCGUGUUGCAUGUGAAAUCUCAUCCACAGGCGAUGGCCAUGAACUUCUUCUUUCCGAACUUCUUUUCAAUGGUUAUUUCAACGAUUUGACUCCGGAAAUGUGCGCAGCCGUUCUGUCGGUUUUCAUCUUUGAAGAAAAGAGUAUUUGUCCUCCACUCAAAGAGGAAUUGGCUGCUAAAUACAGAGAAAUUCAAGCUCAAGCUAGGAUCGUCGCUAAGGUUACCGCGGAGAGUAAAUUAAAGAUGAAUGAGGAAGAAUACGGAAGAGUUUUUGCGGAGAUCUGUAAAAUGACCGACGUCUACGAAGGAUCUCUGAUCCGACUCUUCCGUCGACUUGAAGAACUCCUCCGACAAAUGGCUCAAGCAGGAAAAGUCAUGGGCUCAGAUGACAUUUCGAAUAAAUUCGACGAGUCGCUUAAGAAAAUUAGGAGAGAUAUCGUUGCGGCGCAAAGUUUGUAUUUGUAGACUCGUUUCGUCGUACUCAUUUCAUUACGCAAAUACUCUGUGGAAACAUAGAUGGUGUUUGGAAAUGGACAGAAAUGGGAUACUCUCUUCAGUGGCAGCUUUCAGCUUCUAGCUUUGGGAGUCGAAAGAGAAGUGAAGAUAAGAGAUGAGAUGAGACGAUCCCCUCGUUACAUUUUAAUUCGAUUGUUGGGUGUGUAAGACGGUGGAUGCGUUUCCUUUUCCGUUUUCCGUUUUCCGCUUUCCUACGGGUUUUGUGAAUCGAGUCCAGAAUUCUGAAUACCGAAUUUCGUAUUCCGUAUUACGAAUGUUUCAUCGCAGUGGAGUAUGGAUUUUUUUCUUUUCCUUUUUGGUUUUUCUUAUCUCAAAUAAAAAUGCAUCCAUGUAUGGUGAAUGGAGUAUCUAUGCUUUUUUGGCCUUUUUCAUUUACACUGGAGACUUUUCCGUUGGUAGAGUUGUUGGA